Paecilomyces variotii is the source of this 1233-nucleotide messenger RNA. RefSeq lists its product as hypothetical. The coding region runs from base 1 to 1233 and encodes 410 amino acids. Gene Ontology annotation, molecular function: FMN binding; NADPH dehydrogenase activity. The transcript has 3 exons. The record is from RefSeq and is a predicted model, not a curated record. Lineage: Eukaryota; Fungi; Ascomycota; Eurotiomycetes; Eurotiales; Thermoascaceae.
AUGGCGACUUUCACCCCUCUCCAGGAGACUGUUUUGUUUAAACCCCUCCGUCUGGGGUCUCUCAAUCUCGAACACCGCGUCGUCCUGGCCCCGUUGACUCGGAUGCGCGGGACGAAGGAGUCCGACGGCGUGUUUGUUCCCAAUGACCUCUCGGUGGAAUACUACAGCCAGCGUGCUUCCAAGGGUGGUUUCAUGUUGACUGAAGCUACUCCAAUUAGCAGAUACUGCGCAGGAUAUCCCGGCGUCCCUGGCAUAUUCACCGCUUCUCAGAUUGCGGGAUGGAAGCGUGUCACCGAUGCUGUCCAUGCUAAGGGGGCUUAUAUAUUUUGUCAGCUCUGGCAUGUGGGACGAGCCUCAUGCCCAUCGUUUCUCGAUGGCCGCAAGGCGUUGGCCCCGACAGACAUUCCCAUCACGGGAAAGGCCAUGGAUGGUACCGAGUAUGCGGACAACCCACCCAAGGCUAUGACCGUCGAGGAAAUCAAGGAGACGGUGGCCGAAUUUGCUGCGGCUGCGAAGAGGGCCAUUGAAGCAGGCUUUGAUGGUGUCGAGAUUCAUGGCGCCAACGGUUACCUUUUGGAUCAGUUCCUCCAUGACAACGUCAACACUCGUACAGACGAGUACGGAGGCAGCGUUGAGAACCGCUGCCGCUUCCCUCUGGAAGUCAUCAAGGCUGUCACGGAGGCAGUGGGUGCACAGCGCACCGGUAUCCGACUGUCUCCUUACAACUAUUUCCAGGACACCCGCGACUCCGACCCCAACGGACAUUGGAUCUACCUGUGUGAACAGAUCGCUUCUCUAUCAGAUGAGAAUCGUCUCUGCUACGUACACAUGGUCGAGCCCCGUUUCGAUGAGGUUCUGGAUGAAAGUGCCAAGCUCGAUGCUCUUUCUGCCUACACUGGAAAAGGCGUCGAGGCAGAGGCUACCGCACCUAAGAAGAUUGUUGGAAACACCCUCGAUCACUUCCGCAACGUGUUGAAGAAGACUGACGUCAAGUUUCUGGCCGCCGGUAACUUCAACCGUGAUAACGCGGUGCCCAAACUGGAGAGCGGUGCUGCCGAUGCCAUCGUAUUUGGUCGUUCGUUUAUUGCGAACCCAGACCUUCCACGGCGUUUGAAGGAGGGUCUCCCUCUCAACUCCUAUGACAGGUCAACCUUCUAUGGUGCUGACCCUCCACAGAAGGGAUACACUGACUACACAUUCUAUGAGGACAAAAAGGUUAACGGGACUGCGUGA